AUGCGACGGAAGAUUAUCAUGCAUGUGGGCCCUACCAACAGCGGAAAAACACAUAUGGCUCUGCGCGCACUCGCAGCUGCACAGUCAGGUCUGUACGCAGGCCCACUACGUCUACUCGCACAUGAAAUCUGGGAGCGGCUGAACAAGGGACAAAUAGUCCCACUGGGUAUGUCUCCAGAAGAGGAGGCUGAACCCGACACCUCUAUCAAUUCGGACAUCGUCCAGGAGACCGGUGCUAGGCCUACGCUACGGAAGCAGGGGAACACCAAAUAUAUCAGACAAUGCAAUCUCCGCACGGGCGAGGAAUUCAGGGUCGUGUCGGAUUCGGCGUCGUUGCUUAGUUGUACAGUGGAGAUGGCGGCGUUGGAUACGCAACUAGACGUGGCUGUCGUGGACGAAAUACAGAUGAUCGCAGAUCCUGCGCGAGGAUCGGCAUGGACGAUGGCCGUACUGGGCAUCGCUGCGCGCGAAUUGCACCUUUGUGGCGAGGAAGCCGCCGUACCUGUCGUUGAACAAAUAUUGAAGCACACGGGCGAUGAACUCGUCGUUAAUCGAUACGAACGGCUCACGCCGUUGGUCGUUCAAAGCGAGUCACUUCGUGGUGACCUGUCGCGCAUUCAGAAGGGUGAUUGUCUCGUCACCUUUUCUCGCAACAAUAUCUUCGCGCUGAAAAAGCGGGUGGAGGAAAGUACCGGACUACUGUGCGCUGUCGCUUAUGGCAAACUCCCCCCUGAAAUUCGGUCUGAGCAAGCCGCACUUUUCAAUGAUCCCAAAAGUGGCUACGAUGUCAUUGUAGCUAGCGAUGCCAUUGGAAUGGGAUUGAAUUUGAAGAUCAAGCGCGUGGUCUUCGAGGUUUUGAACAAAUUCGACGGCUACGUUGAACGCUCGUUAUCUGUGUCACAAAUCAAACAAAUAGCCGGCCGAGCUGGGCGUUAUGGUCUACAUGGUGACCCGGGUGGUUUCGUGACCACACUACAUCCGGAGGAUCUCCCGCGCCUCAAAUCGGCACUUUCCUCUCCUCCGGAGGCACUAAUAUAUGCCAUUAUCGACCCCACAGAAAGCUGGAUGGAAGACAUUGCCCAAAUUCUUCAUCCCGAGUCAUCUAUCCAGGCACUCUUCGAGGUCCCGUCGUAUGUCUCUAAAGUCCGUCCGCCAUUCAGGGCCGCUCUUCCUAGUAAACUAGAAGAUAUGGUCAAGUUCAUAGAUUUACGCGCCCGGGACAUGCUUCUAGCCGAUAAACUCAUGCUAAAGAACUGUCCAACGAGUUGGCGAGAUCCAAGCGCGCGAGAUAUUCUCACACAAAUCACCCGCCUGUACAAACGUGAAGUUCAAGUUGACCUCGACGCCGUUCUCGCCGUUGCACCAUUGAUGAAAACGCUUGAAGGUGUCGAGAAGCGGAUGAGCAAGGGUGUUGUUCCUGCUCCUCAGGAACUCACAAAUGCGCUACGGGUCCUCGAGGACAUGCACAAGACCCUGGUUCUCUAUCUAUGGCUCGGUUUCCGGAACUACAUGGCAUUUCACCAGACAGAAGAAGCACAUGCCCUGAAAGGACGCGUCGAGAGUGCAUUGGACUGGUGUCUUCGACAGGUGUCUGGGCAGCACGAUGGCGAGGCAUUGCAGAAAGCAAAAGAGGAAAAAGCUGCAGGUGAGCUUGAGUACCACCAAAAACGAAGGACGAAGGAUACGAAGGAUGCGGAGGUAAGAAAGGGUGUGAUUUUUGCUGAAGUUGUCGCUGCUGCGCGCCGCGCCUCUGAGCGUGACGUGUAA
Messenger RNA from Pisolithus orientalis, 1767 nucleotides. Its product is annotated as P-loop containing nucleoside triphosphate hydrolase protein. The coding region runs from base 1 to 1767 and encodes 588 amino acids. Gene Ontology annotation, molecular function: RNA helicase activity; ATP binding; hydrolase activity, acting on acid anhydrides. The record is from RefSeq and is a predicted model, not a curated record. The transcript has 2 exons. NCBI's taxonomy places the organism in Eukaryota, Fungi, Basidiomycota, Agaricomycetes, Boletales, Pisolithaceae. Gene Ontology annotation, biological process: RNA catabolic process; mitochondrial RNA 3'-end processing. Gene Ontology annotation, cellular component: mitochondrial degradosome.